CAUCGUGACCCAUUUUUGAGCCAUUUUUGCUGUGAAAUGCUUUUUUUUAUUGUUGGCAAUCACCGGACUCAUUUCAUUUUCUUCAAUUUUCUGUUUCGUUUUCUGUUCUAAUCCCCACCUAAUGCAGAUUUCUCUUCGUCUCUUUCGUUACCAAUGAAUUUUCCUUCGUUUUCCGUUGAAUCUUCCCCUGUUUGCAUCCUCUGUGUAUGUUUUAGGAUCCAUCUGGUUUAUCGUUUUACCCGAUGGAACAGAGAUUCGUUGUAAUGAGCCCUAAUGCGAUCCCUACGCAUUUUCGAACCCUAGAUCGUUAAUCGGCAUUGCAGAGAAGAAUCUCGGAGAUGAAUUGUAUUUAUCUUGGGUUCAAGCUGUUGGAGUUUUCCUAGGCGUAUUUCGAGAGUCAAGUUUCCGCUUAUGAGUUUGGAUUCAUUUUUUCCAGAAAUGUCAGCCAAGUUACAACAGAUUGAUCAAAAGGGUGGUGGUUCAGGUACCCAGAAAAGGCUGAAGGAUCUCACAUCUCAGUCUGCCAAUAAAUUCUGUGCAGAUUGUGGGUCUCCAGAUCCAAAAUGGGUGUCUUUGAAUUUGGGGGCAUUUAUUUGCAUCAAGUGUUCUGGAGUACACCGAAGCCUCGGAGUGCAUAUAUCUAAGGUUCUUUCAGUGAAGCUAGAUGAUUGGACGGAUGAACAAGUUGAUGCUUUGACGAGUAUAGGUGGAAAUACUGCCGUAAACAAAAAGUACGAAGUUUUCAUCCCAGACAGCGAUAAGAAACCAAAACCAGACUCAUCCAUAGAGGAGCGUUUGGAUUUUAUAAGGAAAAAAUAUGAGCUACUGCAAUUCGCAAGUCUUGACGACCAGAUUUUCUGUCCUUUUCCACCCCCGCAGAAGAAAUCAUCAUUCUGGCAUAGCAUUUCUUAUAAUGGAAGCGAAGAAAGAAGGAAUUACGAAAAACUACCGACAAAAACUCGAAUCGGAAGUGCAUUCCGGAACAGCUGGGGAAGAAAAGAUUGUGAACCGAAGAACAGCAAAAAGGGAAAUGCAUUGGUAUUAAGCAGCUCAAUGGCAGGUAUGAUUGAAUUCGUUGGUUUAAUUAAGGUCAACGUAGUUAGAGGAACCAAUUUAGCUAUCAGGGAUAUGGUGACAAGCGACCCAUAUGUAAUUCUCUCGUUGGGCAACCAAUCAGUGAAGACACGAGUCAUCAAGAGCAGUUUGAAUCCAGUGUGGAACGAGAGCCUAAUGCUGUCAAUUCCUGAUCACAUUCCUCCAUUAAGAGUGAUUGUGUAUGACAAAGACACAUUUUCAACCGAUGACUUCAUGGGUGAAGCAGAAAUUGAUAUCAAUCCACUGCUCACGGCAGCCCAAGCCUGUGAGAGAUCCACAGUCAGUGAACCGAUGCAGCUAGGAAAAUGGGUAGCAUGCAAGGAGAACACUCUUGCAAAGGAUGGCAUCAUCACUCUUGUAGAUGGGAAGAUCCGACAAGACAUCUCUUUGAAGCUGCAGAACGUCGAACGAGGCGUGCUGGAGAUGGAGCUUGAAUGUGUUCCUCUUUCUCAGUAGGCUGAGCCAUCCAUCCAUCCAUCCAUCCAUCCAUCCAUCCAUCCAUCCAUCCAUCCAAAACUGAGCUGUUUACAAUAUUAGGGAACCAUAGAUAGAGGUGUUCUUAGAGAUUGCUGCAAAUCAUUGGUCUGAGCAGGGGAAAAAGGUUACUUUUCAGGAAUAUCAAUGGAAGAAGUGUCUGUGCUGAAGAAAUUCUUGUGUUCAUAGUUGGUUUAUGCCUCAAUAACCUUCGCUUGUGUUUAAGAUUAUCCCCCUUUGAAUGUUUUUCUGUAAACUAUGUUAAUAUGUUGGAAAGGAGAAAGAACUUGUACAUUCGAGAUUACUUUACUUCUUUAAUGUGAAAUGUGAUUGUCUUUUCUUUUUCAAGAAUCA
Cucurbita pepo subsp. pepo (vegetable marrow) is the source of this 1923-nucleotide messenger RNA. RefSeq names its product putative ADP-ribosylation factor GTPase-activating protein AGD11. NCBI's taxonomy places the organism in Eukaryota, Viridiplantae, Streptophyta, Magnoliopsida, Cucurbitales, Cucurbitaceae. The record is from RefSeq and is a predicted model, not a curated record. Gene Ontology annotation, molecular function: GTPase activator activity; phospholipid binding.